Messenger RNA from Asparagus officinalis (garden asparagus), 1757 nucleotides. RefSeq names its product serine/threonine-protein phosphatase 2A activator. Gene Ontology annotation, molecular function: protein tyrosine phosphatase activator activity; peptidyl-prolyl cis-trans isomerase activity. Gene Ontology annotation, biological process: mitotic spindle organization. The record is from RefSeq and is a predicted model, not a curated record. NCBI's taxonomy places the organism in Eukaryota, Viridiplantae, Streptophyta, Magnoliopsida, Asparagales, Asparagaceae. Gene Ontology annotation, cellular component: protein phosphatase type 2A complex; cytoplasm; nucleus.
AUGGAAGGUCCAAGUAUUCCUCCUCGAAAACGUUCUCUCCCCAUUCUCUUCCCCUUCGUUCCUCUCUCCGACUCCCCCAAAAAAGAUGUCCUCAUACUCGAAUCCCGUCACCGCCUCCUCCGCCGCCGGCGCCGCCACCAGCUGUCAUCCUGCGAGGCCCACACGGUCAACACCCGCCUCACCUCUCCUCCGUCUCUCCCCCGCGUACGCCCGAUCCGGUACCCGGCCGUCAAGCCCAACCCAACCUCCUCCAUCAUCCUCUCUCCGGUCCCACAACCCUCUCUGUCCCACCCUCUCCCUCCUCUUUCUCGUGUGCCCCCACCAAGCAGAUCUCGUCCCCGACGACAGUCGCGCGCCUUCCAUUCCUCCGCCGCUGGACGCCACUUCCUCGGCUUCGUCGGCCUCUCCUCCUCCGUCGCGGCCUCAAGAUCUCGUCUCCUCCCCCUGGGCCCCACCGUCACCUCCCUCCUCUCUCUCCUCGAAACCCUAAUCCCAAUCGCAGACGAAAUCCCUCCUCUUCCUCAUUCUGCUCGCUACGGGAACCCAGCGUUUCGUCUCUGGCACGAAAAGCUCGAAUCCUCGGCCGGUUCUCUACUCCUCCCUCUCCUCCAACAGAAUCAAGAGCUCGUUGACGCCGGCGCCGUUAUCGAGCUUGUGCCCUACCUUCUCGAUUCCUUCGGAAACCCUAGUCGAAUCGAUUAUGGGACUGGUCAUGAGACCAAUUUUGCUGCUUUCCUCUUCUGCCUCGCUCGCCUCGAUCUCAUCAAAGAACAGGACUACCCUGCUAUCGUUCUUCGUGUGUUCGUCAAGUACGUUGAUUUGAUGAGGAAGCUCCAGCUUCAGUAUUGUCUCGAGCCUGCAGGGUCUCAUGGAGUUUGGGGAUUGGAUGACUACCAUUUCUUGCCGUUUAUAUUUGGGUCUGCGCAGUUGAUUGAUCAUAAGUAUAUGAAGCCGAAAUCGAUUCAUAAUGAGGAUGUAUUGGAGAACUUUGAGAAGGAGUACAUGUACUUGGCGGCGGUGGCUUUUGUGAAGAAGGUGAAGAAGGGGGUUUUUGCGGAGCACUCGCCGAUGCUCGAUGAUAUUAGUGGGGUGCCGAAUUGGGCAAAGGUGAAUAGUGGGUUGUUGAAGAUGUAUAAGGCGGAGGUGCUCGAGAAGGUGCCCAUCAUGCAGCAUUUUCUGUUUGGAUCGAUUAUUAAGUGGUGACAUACAAAAAGCAAAACAAUGUUUCCUUUACAAACUUGAACUCUGUGUCUUGGAGAUAAGCAUCAUUUGGAAUGCUUGAGAAAUUUUACCGGUCUUCGCUGACGGUUGCAUAUGGACUAGCCUAGGAUUCCGUAUCAUUAAGUAAUCGACAAGAGAAUAAUGUCAUUAUUUUCAAACCAUUGCGGAGAUUCUCGACUUUAGUUGAAAUUGCUGAAAUGCCAGUAGAAUGGGAGGAAAGCAUAUUAAGCAAGAAGAACAGCCAAAGGGAACGAGUCAAAGAGAUGAGUUUUUCAAUCCUCACGUUUUUUGGUGAGGCAAGUGAGGCCACUUGGAAUAGUGAUUGGUAGAGUUAAAGGAGCUGUCAAUUUUGAGCUUCCUACAAUUUGAAUUUGUGAUAAUGUGUAAUUGUCUGCUUCGAUUAAUGUUUAUCACAGGAGAAAUACUCAAGUGCAAGUUCCAUUAGUCUUGAUUUCUUAUUGAAGUUCUUUGAUGUUGACUUUUUGCUGGUUUGAAUAAUUCCUCAAUGAUGAAAAUUUGAUUUUGGUUCCCUACUA